Messenger RNA from Dunckerocampus dactyliophorus (ringed pipefish), 4167 nucleotides. It is a transcript of the gene ipo4, whose product is annotated as importin 4. Gene Ontology annotation, biological process: protein import into nucleus. NCBI's taxonomy places the organism in Eukaryota, Metazoa, Chordata, Actinopteri, Syngnathiformes, Syngnathidae. The transcript has 30 exons. The record is from RefSeq and is a predicted model, not a curated record. The coding region runs from base 402 to 3590 and encodes 1062 amino acids. Gene Ontology annotation, cellular component: cytoplasm; nucleus. Gene Ontology annotation, molecular function: small GTPase binding; nuclear import signal receptor activity.
UACAUUUGUGGACACGCGGUAACGUGAGCUAUGAAAGCGUCUUACUAGCCGGACUUUUUGCUAGUCAUACCUGGUGAGGCGUAAGCCUCUGAGUCGCUGGUGGAGUCGCUUCCGGCCCUCCUGCUCUCCUCAGCCGGUGUAUCGUAGGCAGCUCGGUGGGGUCCAGCCAGGAGGAGGCGGCUCGCUUGGCUUUCCCCGAAGUAGACGACACCGGAGCUCUGGUAGUGGCAAUGGCCGUUAGCGACAUGCUGCUCCGGGCUGUGAGGCGGGGACUCUUCGCGGGACCUGGCGGCGGCGGCGUAGUACACCUGUGCCACUCCGGGGGCGUAGUUGCUGUAGUCGGCGGCGCCGGCGUGGUGCUGUUCAUGUCCGUGCUGGUAGACUAGGCCGUAGGCAUAAGCAUGGCCACAAUCCAUCUGAAGCAAGCUUUCAAAGACCCAGCCAUCAUCCCUGCCCUUUGUGCUGUCAUGGGUGGCUCCCAAAACCCUCAGAUCCGUCAAUCGGCUGCGGUGAUGCUGAGGCUUAGAGUGAAGAAACGGUGGACAAAGAUAAGCCCUGCAGACAGAGAAAGCCUCAAGGCGGUGGUGUUGCAGGCGUUCAUGCAGGAGACAGAACACACAGUGCAGCACUCGCUCUCCCAGUUGUGUGCGGUCAUGGUCAAACACGAGACGCCCGACAGCUGGCCUGCCCUGCUGCAGCUCCUCAAUCAAGCCACCGAGAGUGUCGACCCGCAUGACAGACAGGUUGGACUCCUGCUUCUCAACAAGGUGGUCGAGUCGAACCCUGAGCCUUUCCAGCCUCACUACUGCCAGCUGCUGCAGCUCUUUAGCACCGUGCUACAGGACCACAACAACCCCACAGCCCUCUACUACUGCAUCCUCACCCUCACCGCCAUCACGGCCUACACUGGCACCGAACACAUGAACCAGAUGCGCUCCAUCAUCCCCAGUCUGAUUGUCGCUCUGAAACAUCUCAUUAAAGCAGAUCAGAGCCAAGCCAGCGAGGCCAUGGAGGUGUUCAACGAGCUGAUGGAGAGCGAGGUGUCCAUCAUUGUGCCUCACGUCGCAGACGUGGUUCGCUUCUGCUUGGAGGUUGGUAGUGACACCACGCUGACUGACUCCCUGCGAGUUAAAGCUCUCUCUUGCAUUUCCUUUCUCAUCAAGUUAAAGAGCAAGGCGGUGCUGAAGCAGAAGCUGCUGGUUCCCAUUCUGCAGGCCAUCUUCCCCAUUUUGACUGCAGCGCCACCGCCUGGAGAGGAGGACCCGGAGGAUGCGGAAGAUGGAGACAGCGCAGACAAUGACAAUCCUAAACAUUGUGCUGCUCAGAUUAUUGACACGAUGGCGCUCCGUAUGCCUCCUGAGAAACUCUUCCAACAUCUGAUGCCGCUGACUCAGACCUGCCUUGCCAGUGAUAAUCCCUAUCAGAGGAAGGGGGGCCUCAUGUGUCUCGCUGUGCUGGCUGAAGGAUGUGCAGAUCAUAUACGCACCAAGAUGCUGUCGUCAGUGCUUCAGACAGUCUGCCGAAGUCUUUCUGAUGGUAAUCAGGUGGUGCGCAGCGCCGCCCUAUUCGCCCUGGGACAGUUCUCUGAACAUUUACAGCCUGACGUCAGUAAAUAUUGUGAAGAAUUGAUGCCUUUGCUGCUCGGCUACCUUUCCUCCUUGGACCAGGCCAAGGUUGGUCAUAUCACUAAGGCCUUUUACGCACUGGAGAACUUCUUGGAGAAUUUAGGAGCUGAAAUUGAGCCCUACCUUCCCACGCUGAUGGACACUAUGUUGUCUGCCCUCAACAGCACAGACAGCAUGAAAAUCAAAGAGCUCACUGUGUCCGCCAUCGGCGCCAUCGCCAAUGCUGGCAAGGAGCUGCUGGUUCCUUACUUCCCUCCAGUGAUUGAAAGCCUAAAGGGCUUCCUGACCACCACCACGGAGGAAAUGAGGUCUCUGCAAACCCAAUCUUUGGACACGCUCUCUGUAUUGGCUCGGACUAUUGGCAAAGAUGUCUUCAGCCCUCUUGCUGCAGAGUGCGUUCAACUGGGACUGAAACUCACCGACUCUAUCGAUGACCCUGACCUAAGACGCUGCACGUACAGUCUUUACUCGGCUGUAUCCACAGUAUGCCCGGACUGUCUGACUCCUCACCUCACUCCCAUUACAACCAUCAUGCUACUUGCCCUCAAGUCCAACGAAGGCAUCACGGCACACCUUGAAGAGGACAAGACAUUUGUCCUGCUGGACGACGAUGAAGAUGAUAAGGGAGAGGAAAAAGAUGCGGAUGAAUUUCUGGAAGAUGAACCAGAGACGGAUGUCCAUGAUGUUGCAGGGUUCAGUGUGGAGAAUUCCUACAUUGACGAGAAGGAGGAUGCCUGCGAUGCACUAGGAGAGAUUGCCUUCAACACUGGUGCUGUUUUCCAGCCCUACCUGCAGUCAAGCUUUCAGCAAGUUUUUGAGAUGAGAGACUAUCCACAUGAGGAUGUUCGCCGAGCAGCAUUUGGAGCCAUGGGCCAAUUCUGCAGAGGACAGCACAAAGUGUGGCAAGAGAAUCCCACUGACAUGAAUCACCAAGCCUUACUGAAGAUGCUAGAUGUGGUGCUGCCGUGCUUCCUGGAGACGGUGCGCACGGAGCACGAGCGCCAGGUUGUGAUGGGAAUCCUGGAAACCAUGAACGGUGUCAUAAAGUCCUGCAAGGAGAAGGCCUUUGAGGACCCCACGCGCCUCAAGGAGGUCAGCAAAGUUAUCUGUGACGUGCUCAAGAAGAAGACUGCAUGUCAAGACAGUGAUGACGCUGAUGAUGAAGAGCAACAGGCGGAGUACGACGCCAUGCUCCAAGAGUUUGCUGGUGAAGGCAUCCCCUUACUGGCUGCCUCCGUGCCUGCGGACAGCUUUGCACCUUUCCUCAAUGACCUGCUGCCUCUCAUCCUCAGCAAAACUAAAUCAUCAUGCACCGUGGCAGAAAAAUCCUUCUCUCUGGGCACAAUUGGAGAAAUUCUGCAGGCUCUCAUCAGCGCGCCUGAAGGUCAGCGACUGGCGGGCAAACUCCACAAAAGACUCCUCCCAGUCUUGGUAACCGGAGUGAAAGACGGUGACCCGGAGGUCCGCAACAACAGCGUGUUUGGACUGGGAUGUCUUGCCCAAGCUGCUGGUUCUACCGUAGUCCCAGAUUAUCCCAUGAUGCUGUCAGUCUUCUCCAACCUGCUGGCGAAAGAGUCAGACCGCAGAGUGAUCGACAACUUGUGUGCUGCCCUUUGUAGGAUGAUCCUAAGCAACGUGGAAGUGGUCCCGCUGGAGCAGGUUGUCCCAGCUCUGGUUGCUCGUCUUCCUCUCAAAGAGGAUAUGGAGGAGAACAAGACCGUGUUCAGCUGCCUGGCCAUGCUCUACUCACACAGCCCUGCUCUGAUUGUGACUCUGAUGAAACCCAUCGUCAGCUCAUCAUGUCACGUGCUUGGCAACAAGGAGGUUGAUCAAGAAACAAAGAGCAUGCUGGCUACGUUUUUGAAACAAGUCGCUCAGCAGCACGCGGCGGACUUCCAAGCGGCUGCGACCGCACUUCCCGGGGAGCAGCAGGCUCAUCUCAGCGCGGCCAUCGGCGCCUCGUGAUGGCGGCAAGUCGGGCAUUUGCAGUUCAUUUUAUACUCCCCGCCUAAGUGUAAUCUAAACACAGCACUGUGACCACUCUGCCACUCUUGAGGAUUGACGUGUCAUUUAUGUUUUAUAAUGAUAAGUAUUAGUUCGGACACCUUAUUUUGGUCUAAAACUGACAGACAAGUAAGCCACAGUCAUGAAAACUACUUUAACUCACUCCUUUUAGGUCUCUAAAUGCUAUUUCCGCACUGCCUCUCACAGCCAACAGUCUCCUACAAGAUUUUCAGUGAGGAAUGUAAUGCAUGUUUUAUGCAGAAAUGUUCUACAGGGACAGUUGUGAGCCUUUUCCAAUGCAUUCUAAUGUAAUAACUGCAGAGGGCUUGGAUAUUGGAUGCACCAUUAAGUUGAACCAACUCUCUUCAGUGUUGGGGGCCAUCAUCACCUGCACGCUCACCUGCAAGCAGAGAUGAGAAGAAGCCUCUUCAAUCCCAGUUGCAUGUGAUGCGGCACACACAGGAGCAGAUGUGUCAUUCAGCUGCUGCGUCAUACCAAAGCCUUGUGUGCUUAUUGGUAACAUAAAUAAAGCUACAGU